Messenger RNA from Topomyia yanbarensis, 1597 nucleotides. Its product is annotated as cytochrome P450 6a2-like. The record is from RefSeq and is a predicted model, not a curated record. Gene Ontology annotation, molecular function: oxidoreductase activity, acting on paired donors, with incorporation or reduction of molecular oxygen; iron ion binding; heme binding. The transcript has 2 exons. Lineage: Eukaryota; Metazoa; Arthropoda; Insecta; Diptera; Culicidae. The annotation marks the transcript as partial.
CCGGUCACUCAGUCAGUUUCCAUUGGACCAUCAUCUGAAUCGGAUCUACUUAGUUUGUUCCUUGUUAUAACAAUGGCGUUGCCAUUAGCUGUACUUUUGCUUGUAACUUUUCUGUUACUCUCUGUAUUCUACGUCAAACGACGAUAUUCGUACUGGGCUCGCCAGAAAGUGCCCUUUUCCGAACCGGAGUUUCCCUACGGCAGCUUCAAAGACAUCAACCGUAAAUCCCUGGCAGAUUUCUCCACGGAUCACUAUCGGCGCUGGCGGAGUACCGGAACCCGUUUCUUCGGAUCUUUUCUUUUUCUGGAACCUCUACUCACCAUCGUCGAUCUGGAUCUGAUUAAAACUGUGCUGAUCAAGGAUUUCAACUACUUUCCGGACCGGGGGGUGUUUCACAAUGCGAGAGAUGAUCCGCUGAGUGCGCAUCUGUUCGCAAUCGAGGGGAACCCGUGGCGAUCGUUGCGAACGCGACUGUCACCGACGUUUACCUCCGGAAAGAUGAAAGUUAUGUUUUCGACGCUGGCAGCGGUGGGUGAUAGCCUUUCCGAGUUUUUGGUGAACGAAGUUGGCUGUGGGAAAGAUAUGCAGAUCAAGGAUGUCAUGGCGCGAUUCACAACAGAUGUAAUCGGUAGUUGUGCCUUUGGGAUCGAGUGCAAUAGUUUCAAAGAACCGAACAGUGAGUUUAGAAAGUUUGGGCAACUCGUUUUUGAAACUCCAAGGCAUUCGCUAAUGAUGUCACUGUUUUUGAGGCUAUAUCCGGAUGCUGGGAAGAGACUUCGCAUAAAAUCGUUGCGCGACGAGUGUAGUGAAUUUUUCUACAAACUGGUCAAGAAUAUGAUGAACUAUAGAGAGAAGAACGAGAUCGAGAGGAAUGAUUUCCUGAAUAUGCUUAUUCAGUUGAGGAAAAAUGAAAAACAGCUGUCAGUGGAAGAAAUUGCGGCACAGUCGUUUAUUUUCUUUGCAGCCGGGUUCGAAACGUCGUCUUCCAAUCAAACUUUUUGUUUGUAUGAGUUGGCAUUGAAUCAAGAUUGUCAGGAAAAGGCUAGAAAGUGUGUGUUGGAUGCCAUUAAAAAAUAUGGUGGGUUAACAUACGAAGCGGUUUGUGAUAUGCCAUAUCUCGAUCAGUGUAUCAAUGAAAUUCUUCGUAUGUAUCCAUCCCUCUCCAUUUUGGAGAGGAAAGCUUUUCAAGACUACCACAUUCCCGACUCGAAUAUCGUGAUCCCGAAGGGUAUGAAGAUCAACAUUCCCGUGUUUGCAAUACACCGUGACGAACGGUACUAUCCGAAUCCUGACGUCUUUGAUCCCGACCGAUUCCGACCGGAGGAAAUGGCGAAACGACACCUGAGCACCUUUCUGCCGUUCGGUGAAGGACCCAGAAUCUGCAUUGGGCUGCGAUUCGGAAUGUUGCAGUCCCGGGUGGGACUGGCAACCAUUCUGAGCCGGUUUAAAGUCAGUCCUUGCGAGAAGACUCCUAUUCCGGUGGAGUUUUCCAAUACUGCGAUUGUUUUGCAACCGAAAGGAGCCGUGUGGUUGAAGGUUGAACCUUUAUAAAAUUAUACAGUCUCGAAUUUAAAUACAUAUAUUUAACUUGAAGAAA